Messenger RNA from Rodentolepis nana, 336 nucleotides. The record is from the annotation of a GenBank genome assembly. NCBI's taxonomy places the organism in Eukaryota, Metazoa, Platyhelminthes, Cestoda, Cyclophyllidea, Hymenolepididae.
AUGUUACGUAUUCAAGUGAACGACGAAAAUGACGCCUACUCUUCUAACAUCAAGCAAAUCAAUGGAGACACGCCAUCCAUUAAGAAAAAAGGCCUUAAUAUAGUCAGUCCAAAUGCAGUAAAGCAUCAGAGCUGCUUUGAUAUUGGCUCGAAAAUCAAUGCAGAAAACAGCCUUCUUGAUUGCCCUACGGAGUCCUACUUUCCUUCUUCUGACCACGACUACUCUGAUGUUUUCUGUUUGGGUGGGACUAUGGAAGAUGUUUUUGUUGAUAUCCAUAAAAUCGCAGGAUCUUGGAGGCCUAAUCGAAUGGCAGCAAAUAUUUGUGGUACGGUAUAA